Messenger RNA from Maniola jurtina (meadow brown), 1138 nucleotides. Its product is annotated as sodium/potassium-transporting ATPase subunit beta-1-like. The transcript is spliced from 7 exons. Gene Ontology annotation, biological process: sodium ion export across plasma membrane; potassium ion import across plasma membrane; intracellular potassium ion homeostasis. NCBI's taxonomy places the organism in Eukaryota, Metazoa, Arthropoda, Insecta, Lepidoptera, Nymphalidae. The record is from RefSeq and is a predicted model, not a curated record. Gene Ontology annotation, cellular component: sodium:potassium-exchanging ATPase complex. Bases 152 to 1024 code for a protein of 290 amino acids. Gene Ontology annotation, molecular function: ATPase activator activity.
UGUGUACUGUGUACCAUGCGCACGCGCAUGCCGCCGCAGUCGGAUCCACAACGUCUCGCGUGACGGUUGAUCGCGCUCUGGCGUAAUAAACUAAACUUACACUAUUUAAAUAAUCGGACUUAUUCCAUUUUUGAAUUUUUGAUUUUUAAUAAUGGCCAGUAAAGCGAAAUCGAACGGCUUGGAGUCGUCUUGGGCCCGCGCGCCGCCGCCCAGCAGACCCUUUUGUGAAAGGGCGUUAAGAGCUAUCUACGAUCCGGAAGACAAAACAUUUUUGGGGAGGACGCCAAAGCGAUGGGGCAUAGUGUUCGCGUUCUACGCGGUGUUCUACGCGGUGCUGGCGCUGAUGUUCGCGCUGUGCAUGGCGGGGCUGUUCUCCGUCAUCGAUGACAAAAAACCCACCUUCAUCCUGGAGAGCUCUUUGAUCGGUGCAAACCCAGGAGUGGCAUCUAGACCUCGGGCUAUACUGCUGAAUACACAAAACUCAUCAUUUCAAAGUUACAUUGAUGAGCUAGAAGAAUUUUUGAAACCUUUCGAAAAUGAAACAUGGGUCUCGUCUAAGGAGAAGUGCACAAAAGAAGAUAACUAUGGAUUCCCAGAAUCUCCAUGUAUUUUUGUCAAAUUAAAUAAGAUCUACGGCUGGAAGCCUGAUUUUUUCUCUGCAUCUGAACUACCGGCAGAUAUGACUGAAGAUUUAAAGGAGUACAUCAAUGAUCUAGCUGAAAUCGAGCGUCAACAAGUCUGGAUAUCCUGUUGGGACGAGCGCAACAAUACUCAGAUCGAGUACCCCUGGGGGCGCGGCUUGCCGGGCAGGUUCUACCCUUUCCUGAACCAAGAGGACUACAUCAGCCCUCUCCUGCCUAUCAAAGUUACACCACCAACGAACACAAUAGUCGCGGUUCGAUGCCGGGCGUGGGCGAGGAACAUAGUGUACAACAAAAGCCUCAAGGAACCGUCCGGAUACGUCCGUAUCCUCAUGCAGAUCACAGACACCACCGCCGCUAACUCCACGGACACUGUUGAAUGACAGGGCUCUCUCUCUCUUGUCUGGCUUUACAAAGAUUAGCCAAUGUCAAGUUUGUAGUUAUUUGUAACAAAUUAGUUAAACUAUACAAGUAUGGACCCCGUCUGUGCCGGCGCU